Actinia tenebrosa (Australian red waratah sea anemone) is the source of this 1014-nucleotide messenger RNA. RefSeq names its product negative elongation factor E. The record is from RefSeq and is a predicted model, not a curated record. Gene Ontology annotation, biological process: negative regulation of transcription elongation by RNA polymerase II. Gene Ontology annotation, molecular function: RNA binding. Gene Ontology annotation, cellular component: NELF complex. NCBI's taxonomy places the organism in Eukaryota, Metazoa, Cnidaria, Anthozoa, Actiniaria, Actiniidae.
CUGGGUAAUGCUUGCUGGCUCAUAAACAAGAUGGCAGAAUGGUUCUUCCAAAAGAUUUGACACCAGUUGAAGAAUAUUUGUUAAAAAAGUUUGCUCUCUUGAAGAAAAAGAAAAGAGCAAUACAGAAAGAAAAGGAAAAGAAUGAAGCAAUUAAGACUGCAAAACCUGGGAUAAAGAGAGCUGCUCCUGAACCAGUACAUCCACCAGAAGACGCUAAAGAAAUAGCAAAGAAACUUAUUGCUUCUGGGACUGUGAAAAUUAARAAAGAUCCAACUCACAGAGAAUUCAAAAGGACCAAGUUAGAAAACAGAAGAAUUAGCCUCAGGGAGGGCCAGCAAGGUCCCAACUCUAACCAACAAUCUGCUAACCAGUCAUCAAGUUCAAGUACUUCGCAGAAACCACAAAUCAGGAACCUUUAUGACAGUUUUGUUCCUGAAGGACGAAGAGGCUCAUCAGACUCUGGUAACUAUGGUUCCAGAGGAUAUGGUCAUGAUCGUGAAAGGAAAAGGGGAAAAACUAUCUUCGUCAAGGCUGUUGGAUUAACUGAAAACAUCCUAAACACUAGCUUUGAUAAAUUUGGAAAAGUAGAGAGAACACAUUUUGAAAAGGAGAAAUGCCAUGGUUUUGUGACAUUUGAUUCAUAUGAAGCAGCAGAAAAAGCAGCUGAAGAGAUGGAUGGUCUCAAAGUGUCGCAUGUUUUCAUGAAAGUAUCCAUGGCACGGCGGCAGGGUAAUUUAGACGAUUCUCACUCGUAUGGUAGGGGACAGCCUUUCGAUAGUAGAGAUGGACGAGGUGGGCCAAGUCAAUCCCAAAUCCCAGAAGCAAGACAACUGAUAAGCUAUGAGGACAUAUAAUCUGGAUUGGGAUACCUGUGGCAAACACCACAGGGAUCCCAAUGUACUCACAACAACAAAAAAAUGGCAUCCUUGGUAACAACCUUUUAUUGUACACUAAACAAUGUAACAAAUAAUAUGAGCUUGAAGUAUUUACAAUUAAAACUUUUAUAACAUUCAA